This is a messenger RNA of Trichoplusia ni (cabbage looper), 1605 nucleotides long. RefSeq lists its product as uncharacterized. The record is from RefSeq and is a predicted model, not a curated record. The transcript is spliced from 2 exons. The coding region runs from base 175 to 1605 and encodes 476 amino acids. NCBI's taxonomy places the organism in Eukaryota, Metazoa, Arthropoda, Insecta, Lepidoptera, Noctuidae.
AAAGGCAUAGCAUUAAAAGCCUUUAGUUAUCUAAAAAUAAUGUUAUUACUGCAUUCAAAGGGUAUACUAAAAGGGUAGGUAAUGAUUAAUGUUACAAACUUGUAUAUAAUGACAAACUGUCCUAUUGUGAAGCCAGAAAUUUUCUGACUGAAUGUGAAACCAAACGGAGGAGCCAUGUGGAAAAUUCUUGUAUUAAUUUUGAUGACUGUGAAUCUUAGUAUAGCAGCUGGAAGUACUUUAAUAGAAAUUAAUGAAGGAUACGACAUCGAUCAGCUGACUAGUUGUGUCAUGAGGUUAGUUAAUGAUGGAAUUGACUUUAGGAACAUGAGCAAACACAGGGACGCGACCGUGGUCAACGAUGUCGGAUAUCUCAAAGUAUCCGCUUUCCACAACGAGGAAAAUAUACGAUUCCUUUCUAGAAAGUUCGCGUGGGAGCCUGAAAACAUUAAUUACAAUGUCCUUUACAUCAUAUCAUGUAAAAAUUAUCAAGAACUUGAUUGCGGGAUAAACAAUAUGACAACAGACCCAAUGUGGAACCCCACUGCGGAUUUUAUUAUAGUCAUGCAACAUUUAGAAAUGGAGAAUUUGGAAAAAAUAACUUUUAUUCUUCGUAAAUAUAAUGUUGUAUACAAUGUUACUAUACUUACGCAGGAAGACGAUGACUACGCUAUUUAUAUGUACAACUUAACGUCAUCAAAUCAUUGUGCGCAAGAUUACUACCUAACUUUAGCAUCUCGGUGUUCGGUAUACCGAGACAUGAGCAGUUUGCCUUUUCUGAAAAAAAGCGUAGUUCGCAACUGUAAUUAUAAACUGAUCACCUAUAAUACAUGGCCGUACGUGAAUUUCGAUUCGAAGACCAAAGGAAUGGAGCAAUACAUCAUGCACUUAUUCCAGAGACGCACUGGAGUCAAUCUUGAGGUGGAACGUGCUUCGACAACGAAUAGAUUUGGUGAAAUUGAAGAAGGCUUAACUAUAAAGUUGGUACAAGAUAUAGUAAGGAAUGAGGCGGAAGGUGUUUUUGGAGGGCUUACGGUCAGGCCCUUCUAUACUGGGAAUUUUUCAUAUACGUACCCAUGGAGGAUCGACCAUGUAUCAUUUAUUCUUCGUCACGCAGCUAUGAUCAGACAGUGGGUCGGGGUGUCAAACGACAGUCUGAUCACCUUUGUCUUUUUAGCUUUAUUAUUUGUAUCAUUUUGCGUAGGAGCAUCAACUUUAACACUGUUCCCUAGAAAAGAAAAAGACACUAUUCGCGAUAUUCUGAUGGUUUUCGGAUACUUCUUGAACAAGAGCAUGACCCGGAAAACGUGUCCCGGGUGGUCUCGGUCAGUGUUAGCGGGGUCGCUGUUGUAUGCCUCCUUCAUAAUUCCAUUCGCCCUACAGACGAACAUGUGCAGCGUGACCACUCAGCCCCUUCGAAGUUAUGAGCCACAGACGGAGGGGGGGAAAGUAGAAGGCGAAAUGGACGAGAAUGGAAACUUGAGACCCAUCAUUGGCAUCAUCAUCAGCCCAUCUCAGUCCAUUGCUGGACAGAGGCCUCUCCCGUUUAUAACCAUACUAUAUCUUCAGCAUUCUCUCUUCAGUCCCUGCCCAAUGCUCUACAGUUGA